Molecule: messenger RNA, 3771 nt
Organism: Oldenlandia corymbosa var. corymbosa
Lineage: Eukaryota; Viridiplantae; Streptophyta; Magnoliopsida; Gentianales; Rubiaceae
Source: the annotation of a GenBank genome assembly
CAUUAGGUUGUGUGUGUGUGUGUGUUUCUUUCUCUCAUUCCCUUCCCUCCCCCUCCCCCCCCUUUUUUUCCUUUUUGGUUGCCCCUCUCUCUUUUUUGGGUUUUAGCAGCUUAUGAUAGUGCAAACACAAUGAUUUUGAAUACUCCAUCCUAUUUUCCUCCAUAUUAGUUGAAAAUUGGAUUAUAAGUUAGAAGAAAUUAAAUAAAAAUUUUAAUGCAUUUUGUAUUUUCAUUAUUCCAAUUAUAGAUUCAGUACGAUAAACACGAAAAUAAUUUAGAAACGGAAAAAGUACUAGGACUAUGCUAAAUACUAGAGGGGAGGAGGCACUGAAGCCAAAGAAAUGGUGGAUCAAUGAGGAGACAGAAAGUGAGGAUUCUUCUUCUAUUUGGGUUUUUGGUUCCAUGGCUGACUGCUCUUUUGGAAGCACAAAAAGCUUAGCACAAAGCUCAGUCCUAAAACCCCAAAUAGAAAAAGAUUACAAUACCUUAAUGUCACUUCCAAGACAAUGGGCUCCAGAAAAAGUCGCAUUGACCUUUAGAAAUUUCUUAUAAAAUCAACUUCCACAUUUCCUAUUCCUCCCAAUAGUACUAAAAAUUGUCUAUAUCCUAUGCUUUUUUUCCUGAUUUUACUUGAGCCUAGCCGGCUAUACCAUGAUUUUGACUUUGAGCACUUAUAGCCUUUUUUGUCCUGAACUGAUCUGAGAAACUCAAACUCGUAUGAAAACAAGGAAAUGGAAUUGGAAUGGAAGAAAUCAGGGAAGAAUGUGGUCAGAAAAUGGGUAGAAAAAUGACAAAGGAAAAUAUGUUACUAUAUUACUGUUUGAAUUAAUCCUUAUUUUUUAAUCAAGGGCUAGCUUAGCUGGGUUGAAUGUUGAGUCACAGAAAGAAGAUUAAUUUAAUACUACUACUACUACUUUACAGUAAUAUCAGUAGAGAUGUGAUUUUCUUAAUUAGGUGACUUAAAUGUAUACAUUGGAGUUGGUGCAAUCUUGCUUCUUCCAAGUCAACCAAAAAGGCUUACUUUGCAUUUGGUGAAUGAAUUCCUCAAAGAGACAUCUGUUAUCACUGCAAUAUUUUCUAUUAUACCAUUACAACCAGUGUGUGACACAUCUAUCAACUAAUUCAGAUUCAAUUCGGGUUGACAUCUUUGAAGAUUCGAAGUUUCCUCAGUACGUAAUUUAAUGUUUCUUUUGUUUCAAAAUUACUUUACAGUUUGAAAUUUUACUUUUAGUGUAAUUUGAACUAAAAAUGAAAAUACAAACUAGAUAAUAAUUUCGGACAGGAAAGAGUAUCGUUUGUUAUUUGUCUUAUAAGGAUGAGCUUUAAUCAUAAUUAACAUAAUCCAAUUCCUUUAACAUCCAAGUAUUUGUUGGGGUUACUCACUCAAAUGUUUAAGUGAACAAUUUUUUUAACAAUUUCUUGUUACUAACUAUGAAUGACCAGAAGGAAAAAAGAAGUGUUUUUUAGUCCAUUUUGGAUCCAAAGCGUAUUAAAUGGUUGUUGCUGUGCUGUUUGAUUUAUUGCGCAAUUUAAAAGCCACCUUCUCUGCAUGACAUUUACUUCUACUUCAACCAAUUUUUCUUUCCUCUCUCUCCGUUUCUGGUUCUGUUUCUCUCUCUCUCUCUCCCUCCCUAAUCUCUAUAACCAAAAAUUUGACUUUUGCAGAUCCACUGCUAUAGUUGGAGUAAAACAAACUGUGGAGUUUCUGAAAGUCAUUUUCAGAAGGACUUCUUACAUCAUAAAAAACAACAAUUUUUUUUUUUUGAUUGAUUGUUUUCAAGUAUUCAAACAUUUUUUCUUGUGUAAGAUUCUUGAAUUAUUUGGUGAGGUUUCUGCAUGUGGGUUUAAGUCUUGUCAGGGGGAAAGAUUUUUGGUGCAUCUUAUUACAUGAUUGAAGUAUUAAAGUUCCAAUCUUGAUGACUUAUCUCCAACCAAAUUUCUCCGAGAAAGAAAUGGUUCUUCAGCAGGGGAAAAGGUCCAUUUCUCCGUCGCAGCCGCCGCCGUACUUUGUUCAUCAGCCACCGCCUCCACCACCUCCACCGCCUUCUUCUUCCGGUGUCCAAACUGGUGGGUUCAAUUUGAACAGUAAGGUUAGCCCAAGUGUACUGCUGAUCAUAAUCAUUCUAGCCAUUAUCUUCUUUGUGUCUGGAUUGCUUCAUCUUUUGGUUAGAUAUCUUUUGAGACCCCCAAGGAGGGAUCCUGAUGAAAUAGACACUGUAACUGCUCUUCAAGGUCAGUUGCAGCAACUUUUCCACCUCCAUGAUGCUGGUGUUGAUCAGUCCUUCAUUGACACACUUCCUAUCUUCAAUUACAAAGCAAUCAUUGGUGUGAAAAGCCCUUUUGAUUGUGCUGUCUGCUUGUCUGAAUUCGAAGCUGAAGAUAAACUUAGGCUGCUGCCAAAAUGUAGCCAUGCUUUUCACAUGGAAUGCAUUGAUACUUGGUUGCUGUCACAUUCAACUUGCCCUCUUUGUAGAGCUAGUUUGAUCCCUGAUUUCUCAUCCAACCGCCAUUGUUCUCCAAUUGUGUUGGUUCUUGAAUCUGGAAGUGAGAGCUCCAGAGAAAUCAUACCAGAUAGAGAAGGUGGUUUAGGCAACACAAAUUCAGUGGCUAGAGUGAGUUCUCAUCUCAGUACUUCCAGAUGUGAAGAUGAAUCCAGGCUGCCUAAUUCGGGUUUGUUGCUCCAAAAAUCUUGUGAAAUUCAAGUCAAAGAAGAUGAUAAUCAACAACAACAACAAAAUAUUGUUGUGGGUUCAGGGGAAAAAGUUCUUCCUGUAAAACUUGGCAAGUUCAGGAAUGUAGAUGGAGGAGGAGGAGCUGGAGGGGAAGGAAGCAGCACAACUAAUAAUGUUGAUUCAAGAAGAUGUUUCUCCAUGGGAUCUUUUGCUUACAUUAUGGAUGAGAAUUCAGCUUUACAAGUUCCAAUUAGGACUCCAAUAAAGAAACAAUCCAGUAAGAAACCAGCUCUGCCAUUGAAUCCAGGGCAUAGAUACGCAAUGUCUGAAUGCGGCGGAGGCGAUUCAAGAAGGGAUUUUGCAAACUUUGAAGCAUUCAGAAAUGGCGAGUUUCUCCAAUGCAGCAAUAAUUCGGGUGGCAUUGCUUAUUCAGGCAAUCUCUGCAGUAAUGUAAAUGACAGUAAUAAGUCAAUUGGGAGCAGCAGAGGAGAGAGCUUUUCAUUCUCCAAAAUUUGGCUCAGGGGGAAGAAGGAUAAGGCUCAUAAUCACAUUACAGAUACAGAGCAGCCACCAUCAAGAAGGGCAUUCUCAUUCAGGUUCCCAAUGCAGCAGCAUAAUGUGAUUGCAGAAGAAGAUGAUGUGAAGCAUAAUAAGAAGAUUAUUAAUGGUGGGAGGAGGACCAUUUCAGAGAUUGAUAUUGGGAGGUGGGCAAAUGGAGGGAUUGAAAACAGCAGUGAAUUGGAUGCUCAGAGCUUGAACAGUUUGGAUUCUCAAUCAAAUCAUCCUUCAUUUGCAAGGAAAACACUUCUGUGGCUGAUGGGAAGGCAACAGAACAAGGUGGUUCAUUCACAAUUUUCAUCCCAAUUAGUUUAGUAGAUAGCCCUCUUUUAUUUGUUAUCAUUUGUUGUUGUUUUUUCUUCUUUUGUGGAUUAUUUCUUGGAUAUAGUUGUUCUUUGAAGGGAGAUAAAAUUAGAGAUAGCUGUGAAAGAGGUCUUCUCAUACAGAUGGCUGCAAUUUUAUUUUAUUUUUUUUCCACAGCAUAUUCAAGCAGCUAGCUAGUUGAUUGAUUGAUUCUUCCACAUAAUUUUUAGUUUCAGAAC